This is a messenger RNA of Procambarus clarkii (red swamp crayfish), 3249 nucleotides long. RefSeq names its product Trehalose-6-phosphate synthase 1 (gene Tps1). The record is from RefSeq and is a predicted model, not a curated record. Gene Ontology annotation, biological process: trehalose biosynthetic process. Gene Ontology annotation, cellular component: alpha,alpha-trehalose-phosphate synthase complex (UDP-forming); cytosol. NCBI's taxonomy places the organism in Eukaryota, Metazoa, Arthropoda, Malacostraca, Decapoda, Cambaridae. Gene Ontology annotation, molecular function: trehalose-phosphatase activity.
GUUGCCAGUGAACAACCACAGGGCGGGCCGAAGACAGUAAUCACGGCACUACAAGAAGAAUUCGCAAGUGGUCGUGAAUUGAGGACGAGACUAAGUGAACAGAGGAAGUCUAUAUAUUUUAAAGAAGCCAUUUAAGUGUAAAAGAUGAAGGUGCACUCGACGUCGCCCAUGGUGGUGGUGGCCAACAGGCUGCCCUUCUGCCUUGGCUACCAUCCUGACACAGGAAAACUCAUCAGGAAACAAUGUGCUGGGGGCCUGGUGACGGCCGUGGCGCCGGUGGUGGUGGAGACCAAUGGGCUCUGGGUGGGCUGGUCCGGACUCCAUCUCGAGGAUGAUAAUGUGGAAAUUCCUGAAUCUGACCCAAAUGACCAGACGCCUACGGCAGGUCUCAAAAGCAAUCAGGUGAUCCCGGUGAACCUACCCAAGAAACUGUUUGACGACUACUACAACGGGUGCUGCAACGCCACCUUCUGGCCACUCUUCCACUCCAUGCCUGACCGCGCAACCUUCCAGGCGGACAUGUGGGAGGCUUAUCGGAAAGUGAAUGCAGAAUUUGCCAGACUGACAAUAGAGGCGGUGAAACAACUGUCUGAGACCCAUCCUGGGUCUGUUCCUCUGGUGUGGCUCCACGACUACCAUAUGAUGUUGGCUGCAAAUACUAUUCGCGAGAAAUGUGACGAAUUGGACCUUCCCAUCAAGAUGGCAUUUUUCCUUCAUAUUCCCUUCCCAUCGUGGGAUAUUGUGCGUCUAUUUCCCUGGGAUGAUGAACUACUUCAGGGUAUUUUGGGGUGUGAUUCCAUUGGCUUUCACAUUGAUGAUUAUUGUUUAAAUUUCAUAGACUGCUGUCAAAGACGUCUCGGUUGCCGUGUUGACAGACAACAGAUGUUGGUUGAACAUAACUCUCGGACAGUAUCCAUCCACCCUCUACCCAUUAGUAUUCCCUAUUCCCGCUUUGUGGAGUUGGCAGAGAAGGCGCCGCAGGUAGUGAAGAACAACCCACAGGAACAACUGUUAUUGGGAGUGGACCGUCUUGACUAUACUAAGGGACUUGUUCAUCGCAUCAAAGCCUUUGAAACCCUUCUCCAGAAACACCCAGAGUUGAUAGAGCGCGUGACCUUCCUCCAGGUAGCAGUCCCAUCACGCACAGAUGUGAAGGAGUAUCAAGACCUGAAAGAAGAGCUGGAUCAAAUGAUUGGCCGUAUCAAUGGCAGAUUUUCUACACCCAAUUGGUCACCUAUCCGCUACAUCUAUGGUUGUGUAUCGCAAGACCAGCUAGCAGCCUUCUAUCGUGACUCUUCUGUGGCAAUCGUUACACCACUGAGAGAUGGAAUGAACCUUGUGGCUAAAGAAUUUGUUGCUUGUCAGACAGGUGAGCCUGGGGUCCUCAUUCUCUCUCCAUUUGCUGGUGCUGGAGCCUCAAUGCAUGAAGCUCUUCAUGUUAAUCCUUACGAGACAAAUGAAUUCGCUGACACAAUAUACCGUGCACUUACAAUGCCUAAAGAUGAGCGGGAGUUGCGUAUGAAACAACUGCGUCGCCGUGAACGAGAAUACGACGUGAAUUUCUGGCUCAGGUCCUUCUUGAAAUCAGUUGACUGUCUCAGUGAUGCUGACAAGACAAUGACACCUAGUCGCUUACUACCAAUGUGUGAGGAAGACUUUACAGAAUAUUUGGGUUCAUAUGUUACUGAAUCAUCACGCCUGGCGCUGCUAAUGGACUACGAUGGUACUCUGGCACCUAUUGCACCUCAUCCUGACUUGGCUCAGAUGCCAGUAGAAACGCGCCGUGUCUUAGAACGUUUGGCACAUAUGCCUGAUGUAAACAUUGCCAUCAUCUCGGGCCGAUCCAUGGAAAAUGUGAAGGCAAUGGUAGGCAUUGAAGGCAUAACUUAUGCUGGUAAUCAUGGGUUUGAAAUUCUACACCCAGAUGGGACCAUGUUCUCGCACCCUGUUCCUCAUGAUUACGAGGUCCACCUUGAUGAGCUCAAGAAGCGUUUGGAGGAAGUAAGUGUAGAGGGUGCAUGGGUUGAAAAUAAGGGGACAGGCAUUGCCUAUCAUUAUCGUGAGGUUCCAGGAGAUAAGGUGACAGAUCUUACAGCUAAAGCUGAAAAAGUGUUUAAGGAGGUGGGUAUUCCCAUCCACCAGUCCCAGUGUGCCUAUGAGGCCCGGCCCCCUGUGACCUGGGACAAGGGUCGUGCUGCAAUAUACAUUCUUCGCACUCUGUUUGGACUAGACUGGUGUGAUCGUGUGUCAACAAUCUUUGCUGGCGACGACAAAACUGAUGAAGAUGCCAUGAGAUCACUACAGGGUAUGGCUGUCACCUUCAGAGUAACAAGAUCUCAAAAUCUUAGAACAGCAGCCAUGCAUCGCCUACCCUCAACAGAUGCUGUACUUGCCAUGCUCAAAUGGGUCGAAAGAAGAUUAGGGUCUCGAGUGCCAAUUCCCAAUGGUCAAAGGUCAAGAACAGCAAGUGUAUCCAGCACAGGGAACCGGUCCCCACCACACUCCCCUUCCACCCCCCAUUGCCGUUCCCGCACAAACUCCAAAUCUGAACCCAAUAAACAGAUGAUGAUGUUUAAUGACAAACUGUAUCACCAGUACAUUGCCAAAAGAGCAUCUCCUCCCAGAUGUUCUAGCACAUCUCCACCUCAGUCUCCAACACGGUCCACUGUGUGAACCUUGCACAGUAUCAGUACAUUUGUCUUCUGUAUUUAUUGUAAUGAGCAUUUGAUGCCACCGAUCCUUGGCAGGUACCAGGGAAGUCCCAGGUCAGUUUGUGCAAAUUGGGAAGACAUCUUGCACCUCUGGACCACUGCGGAGAACCUCGCAAUUUUGGGUCAUUGUACAAAUGUCAUGCUUUUACAUAAUACUGUAUACAGUACCUUUUUUUAAGCAAACUUAGAUCAUAAAAUCUAUAGUUAUAAAAUAAUCACUGUAAUGAUUUUUCAGGAUGUGAUCAUUAUAGAUUUCUAAGUUGCAUAAAGCUUCUGCAUUGUAGGUAAUAAAUAGCCAGUGAAACAAAAUAGUCUAUUUGCAUUGCAUACAUAUUUUUCAGGUGUUAUUUGUAAUGUAUUUUAUAGAACAUAAUUUUUAAUAUAUAUAGUGUACAGAAUGAAUGAUUAAGUGUUACAAUUAUGUACGUCUCCUGUGAUAUCCCAGUGUUCUUAUACGAGUUCAAUACCAACAAUGGUGUGACUGUAUAUAGCUUUAAAUAGGCCUCUAUAAAUUGUUUAAUAAAGCCAGAUAAACUUG